AGUAACCUAACCACACAUCAAGCCAACUAAAUCUAAUACAACUUAACCAAACUUAACCUAACUUAAAGAAAGCUAACCUAACCUAACCACACAUGAAACUUUCACCUUCCAAGUCUGUCACGUGUAUCGAAAUUUAAGAUUAUAUAUAUUUUUUUUCAGAACAAGUGAGAUCGAAGUAUAACAACCUUCGGACUUACUUCAUGAAGGAGUACCGCAAGGUACAAGCAACCCCAAGCGGUUCAGUUAGCCACUAUACAUCAAAGUGGGAGUUAUUUGAUGUUCUGUCCUUUCUGAAGGACACAUUGAAUAACUAUACCACAAAGGCCAGUGAUUCCUUCAGAGCUGAGGCAAAUGCGACAGUAGACACCUUCUCCAUCGUCAUUCAUGAAGAUGGGACACAGGAGGCGUCCAUUGUAUCCCCCAGCAGCUCCUCAACUGCUUCAUCUUUAUACUCCUACACCUCAUCGCCAUCUUCCUGUACUAUUUCAUUACCUUCACCGUUGUGUGUAGGUAAUACAGCUGAAGUAGAGGCACCUUCACCAGUGGCAGGCAUUGCAUUACUGUCAACAGGAAUGACACCUGUUCACUCUUCUGGCAAGAGGAGGAGACAUGACGUAAACCACAUUGAGGAAGAGUGCAGAGAAGCCCUACAAAACCUAAAUGAGGCAAAUAAAGAAAAAGAUUAUUUCAGUUUCAGUUUUGGCAGGAUGGUGACGCACUGGAUGCGUGACCUGCCUUCUGCUGAAAGGAUGUCAGCAGCCUUUCAGCUAUUGGGAGUAAUGAAAAAUUAUAAUUCAAGGCAAAAUAUAUAAAGUUGUC
Portunus trituberculatus (swimming crab) is the source of this 819-nucleotide messenger RNA. RefSeq lists its product as uncharacterized. Bases 201 to 812 code for a protein of 203 amino acids. The record is from RefSeq and is a predicted model, not a curated record. The transcript is spliced from 2 exons. Lineage: Eukaryota; Metazoa; Arthropoda; Malacostraca; Decapoda; Portunidae.